AUGGCCAACAAACUCAACUCGGUUGAGGCCCGAUUGUUGUCGAAGCUGGAAACGAUUGAAACCCAAUUUGAGGAGUUUAGAAAGAAGGUCAUGCUCGACCUUCUGGAGAAUAACAAAUGGCGGAAGGAGAAUGAGGAGACGAAGUUUCGGCUUCAACAACUGCAGUGCGUCAUGGCGGCAGUCGCUAGAUUCCUUUUCUGCCACCAACAAUCUCCGCGCAUUUGGACCGACAUGGCCCGUCUUUCUUUCUUCUUCCCCCAGCUACCUCCGGUACCUUCGAGAAGCUGUUACCGGCUCCAUCAACCUGCCGCCAUAUGA
Molecule: messenger RNA, 318 nt
Organism: Penicillium egyptiacum
Lineage: Eukaryota; Fungi; Ascomycota; Eurotiomycetes; Eurotiales; Aspergillaceae
Source: the annotation of a GenBank genome assembly